AUGCCAAAUUUUCUUGGAAGAUGGUUUAAUCCAACUAUAAUUAAAGAAGAAGAAAGAGUGCCAAACUUUAGUGCCAACACUUCUUUAAAUGUUUCAGAAGGGGAAAAAGGUACCAAAAAUUUCACAAUUACGCAUACCAAAGAACAAUUUAAUGAUGAAGAAUCAUUAGUAUCAAAUGAAAAACAAUUAGAACAUAUUUUUAAAGAUCCUAAAACUGCUGAAUAUUAUAGAAAACUUUAUGAAAGUACAAAUUAUGAAUGUAAAGAUUGGUUUGAUCCUGAUUAUACAUGGACCGCAAAAGAAGAACGUAAAUUAGUUUGGAAAUUAGAUUGGUAUGUUACUUUCUGGGCUUAUUUUAUGUUUACCGCUUUAGAUUUUGAUAGAUCAAAUAUUUCACAAGCUUUAUCAGAUAAUAUGUUGGAUGAUUUAGGUGCUGAUGUUUGGAUUCCAACUCAAUUAGUAUUAUGGAGUGUUGUAUCUAUAGCACAAGCUGGUAUUAAAGGAAAAUCAGGAUUUUAUGCUACAAGAGCAUUAAUUGGUUUAUUCCAAGGUGGGUUUAUUUGUGAUGCUUGUUUAUGGAUGUCUUAUUUUUAUACUUCAAAAGAAUUACCAUUUAGAUUAUCAUUAUUUUAUAUUGCAAAUCCAUUAACUUCUGUUUUUUCAUCUUUAUUAGCAUUUGCAUUAUUGAGAAUUAAAACCACAUUAUUACCACAUGGUUGGCAAUGGUUAUUCAUAGUUGAAGGUGCAUUUACUUUAAUUGUUGGUCUUGUAUCAUAUUUCAAAAUGCCUCCAUCAGCUGUUCAAACAAAGACAUGGUUUAGAAAAAAAGGUUGGUUUACAGAACAUGAAGAAAAAAUUGUUGUUAAUAGAGUGUUAAGAGAUGAUCCAAAUAAAGGUGAUAUGAAUAAUAGACAACCAGUUGGUCUUAAAGAAUUAAUUAAAACAUUAUUAGAUUAUGAUUUAUUACCAAUUUAUAUUAUUAGAAUCUUGGGUGAUAUUGGUACAUCACCAGUUUCAAACUAUAUGACUUUAACAUUAAAAAAACUUGGUUUUUCUACUUUAAAUACAAAUUUACUUACAAUUCCAUAUAAUAUAUUAACAAUUUUCACAAUGUUAAUAAUUGGUUAUCUUUCAGAAAUUGUUAAAUCAAGAGCUUUAUUAAUUGGAAGUGUUUCAGUUUGGAUUUUAGCCUUGACAUUCCCAUUAAGAUUUUGGCCAGGUUCACAAAUUAAAGUAUGGCCAACCUAUGCUAUUUUAACUUUAUUAUUAGGACAUUCUCCAAUUUGGCCGUUGACUAUUAGUUGGUGUUCUGCAAAUUCAAAUUCUGUUCGUACAAGAGCUGUUAGUGCUGCAGUGGUUAAUAUGUUUUCACAAGCUGGUGGUAUAAUUUCAGCAAAUAUUUAUAGACCAGAUGAUAAACCAUUAUAUAAGAGAGGUAAUACUGAUUUAAUUGGUAUUGCAUUUGGUACACUUGCCGCGUGUGUUAUUGGUAGACAAUAUUAUAUCUUUAGAAAUAAACAAAAGGAUAAAAUAUGGGAGUCUUUCACUGAUGAAGAAAAAGAAAAGUAUAUUUUGGAAACUACUGAUGAAGGUCAGCUCCACUUCAAUAAUCCCAUAGAGCUCUGUCUGAUGGGACAUGACAUUGAACCAAUUAAGCAGUUUAUUGAUUUUGACUAUUUGCUCAUGUUAGAGCUUUAUUAUUGUGACACCACCAAACAUGAGUUGAGUCAUAUCUCCUUCAGGAAUCUUAUAUCUCUACUUAUUAGCUCUGAUGACCCUAUACAUAUAUAUAACUGUGAUUUUACUGCGUUAAGAAUCUUGGACGUACAUUUUAUAUCUGAGUUGACAUUGGAAAAUCUUGAAUUUCCACUGUUAAACAAUGCUAUGCUGAAACCGAGCAUUGUGCAUGAUUCUGAUAAUGACAAUGUUAUUUUAAGAAACAUUAAGUUCCCAAAACUAAGAUAUCUUGAGCUUACAGCAAAUUCGUGUGAGACAGUCAACACCAAGGCUCCAAACUUGGAAUACUUACAUGCAAAUAUUCAAAAUGAGCUGACAGGGUCAGAUUAUUCCUUUUUUAACCAAUCAUCAGGCUUAUUCAUAUUCCGGAACGCGUCUGAGUUUUUAGAAAACAUUGAUACCACAAAUUUGAAGUUCUUGGGGGUAAGGUUGUUUGCCUAUGAUCAAGGCUUUGAGGGAAUGAUGAGUUCUUUGAAGCUUUGCAAACUCGAGGCUCUCCAUAUCUUCCUCAGUGAACAGUAUUUAAAAACUAAGAUAACAUUUUCUGGUCACUUUGCACAACUUGAAAACUUUAGUGCUUUGCAAAACAGGGAAAUGCCUGAAGAUGAAAAGGAGAGGUCAUUUCUGUCCUUGAACAUUUCGGCUCCUAAUCUCAAAGAGUUAUAUCUGGAAAAUUAUUCAUUAAAAAUUUUAGAGUUAUACAAUCACGAUCUUUUAAGACAUUUACAAAUCAGUGAAUGUGACAUUAAAGAGUUGGUUGGACCUCAACUGAAGUCUUUGGAUACUCUGGUUCUGAAUGAAAAAUCUAAAAUACUUUCCGUGGAAAUCCAUGCUCCAAAAUUAAAAGGUUUUGAAAACAAACUAAACCUAGAUGCCUUGAAAAAUUUCAGACUUUCAGUUGGUGGUAGGCUAUUGAGAAAUACUGACAGUAUCACACCAGAACCAUCAGAUGAAUUUAAUCGUGGAACAGGUGGUUCAAUGUAUGUCAAGUCAUCAGAUCUUAAGAACUAUGACUAUAACUACCCAAUGUCAUAUCUACAUAAAAGUAUCGAUAAGUUCGACAAUGAAGACCAUUGCAUUAAUUGUGAUGGUGAGAUAAAAGAAUUUAGCAUUACUGCAGAAAGAUCUGAAUGUGAAUGUUAUUAUACUAGUGGGUGCACGUUUGAAAGUACUUUUGAUUAG
Messenger RNA from Hansenula ciferrii, 2919 nucleotides. RefSeq lists its product as uncharacterized. The transcript has 4 exons. Bases 1 to 2919 code for a protein of 972 amino acids. Lineage: Eukaryota; Fungi; Ascomycota; Saccharomycetes; Phaffomycetales; Wickerhamomycetaceae. Gene Ontology annotation, molecular function: transmembrane transporter activity. Gene Ontology annotation, cellular component: membrane. Gene Ontology annotation, biological process: transmembrane transport. The record is from RefSeq and is a predicted model, not a curated record.